Leptonychotes weddellii (Weddell seal) is the source of this 2265-nucleotide messenger RNA. RefSeq lists its product as uncharacterized. Lineage: Eukaryota; Metazoa; Chordata; Mammalia; Carnivora; Phocidae. The record is from RefSeq and is a predicted model, not a curated record. Gene Ontology annotation, molecular function: DNA-binding transcription factor activity; RNA polymerase II cis-regulatory region sequence-specific DNA binding. Gene Ontology annotation, biological process: regulation of transcription by RNA polymerase II.
CGCUUAACCGACUGAGCCACCCAGGCAUCCCUGGAUCAAUUUCAUUUGAGGAUGUGACUGUGAACUUUACCCAGGAGGAGUGGGGUCAACUGGACCCUGAUCAGAGGACCUUGUACAGGGAUGUGAUGUUGGAGAACUAUAGCAUCUUCAUCUCACUGGAAGAAUUGAAAGUUGAUGGCAUAAUAGAGAGCAAAGAAAACCAAGACAGACAUUUAUGGCAAGAUGCAUUUAUCAAUAACAAAAAAGUGAUUACGGAGAAAGAGAAUGUAUUAAGGAAAACAUUUAAUCUGUACAUAGACUCUGUUCCUUCCAGAAAAAUGUCCAGUAAAUAUAAUCUAGAUGGAGUCAGUUUAGAAAAUACGUCGGAGUUAACCACUAAUAAUAAAAACUACUCAGGAAAGAAAUCCGAUGAUGCCAGUGGGUACAAGAAAUUGCUUCCUGAUAUUAAUCAUGAGAAAACUCAUACUAGAGAGAAGUUUAAUGAAUUUAAUAAAAAUGAGAGCAUCUUCUAUCAUAAUGAGGAUUUUAUUCAGCAACAAAAGAUUCACACUGUGGAGCAACUGCCUGAAUAUAAUGAAUGCAUUAAAACCUUCCACAAUAAUGCUCUCUUCAUUACACAUAACAGAACUCACACAGGAGAGAGAUCAUGUGAUUAUAAUAAAUGUGAGAAAACUUUCAGGGGUGAGUCAAACCACAUGCUAUGUCAGAUAAUUUACUCAAGGAAGAAUCACUAUAAAUUUAAUGAAUGUGGGGAAAGCUGUGAUAAGUCAGUCCUUUGGAAGAAACAUCCUAGAAUUCACAUGGGUGAAGAGUGUGAGAAAUACCACGAGUGUGAUGUAUGUGGGAAAACCUUCCUCCGGAAGUCAAACCUCACAAUACAUCACAGAAUACACACAGGAGAAAAACCCUAUAAAUGUAAUGAAUGUGGGAAAUCCUUUUACCAGAAGUCAACCCUCACUGUACAUCAAAGAACUCAUACAGGAGAGAGACCCUAUGAAUGUGCUAAAUGUGGGAAAAAAUUCUACCAGAACUCAGCCCUCCAUCAGCAUCAAAGAACACACACAGGGGAGAAGCCUUACAAAUGUAGUGAAUGUGGAAAAUCUUUCUCCCAAAAGUCAGACCUGACUGUGCAUCAGAGCUCUCACACAGGCGAAAAACCUUAUAAAUGUAACAAAUGUGACAAGUCCUUUAGUAUAAAGUCAAAACUCACUGUACACCAGAGAAUACACUCAGGGGAGAAGCCCUAUGAAUGUAGCAACUGUGGGAAGAUGUAUCAUAUGAAGUCAACCCUCAUUAAACAUCAAAGACUUCACACAGGGCAGAAGAUAUAUGAAUGCAGUGAAUGUAAGAAGACCUUCUGUGGGAAGUCAGUUCUCCUUAAACAUCAGAGAACUCAUACAGGGGAGAAACCUUAUGAAUGUGUAGAAUGUAGGAAAACCUUUUCUGAGAAGUCAACCCUCAGUAAACAUCAGAGAAUUCAUACCGGGGAGAAACCCUUUGAAUGUAACAAAUGCGGGAAGUCAUUCUGCCAAAAGUCACAACUCGUUGAACAUCAGAGAAUUCAUACAGGGGAGAAGCCCUUUGAAUGUAAAGAAUGUAGGAGAACAUUUUGCCAGAGGGCAUCCCUCAAUGUACAUCAGAGAACACACACAGGAGAGAGGCCCUAUGAAUGUAAUGAAUGUGGAAAAUGUUUUUAUGAUAGUUCGACCCUCACUAAACAUAAGAGGAUUCAUUCAGGGGAGAAACCCUAUAAAUGUAAUGAAUGUGGGAAGACCUUCAGCCACAAAGCAACUCUCACCACACAUCAGAAAAUACACAGAAGAGAAACACUGUAAAGAUGGAUGGUGAAACCGUCUUGCUGUAACUCAGAACUGUUGGCCUGACAGAAAGUAUAUCCAAGGAAGUAACCCUAUGGUUGUAAUGAAUGUGGGAAGUCCAACCAGAAGUCAGCCUUCAAUUUAAAUCAUAGAACUCACACAGGGGACAUCCCUGGGAGUGUUUUUACCAAACUGGGCACAGAGCAAGUCUUUAUUUCUCUGCAGCUCUUGCAUUCAGGUGGGAUGAUGCGCAUGAGAGCUGGCCAAUGGGCUGUGAGUAUAAUGAUGUAAUUCACUUCUGGUCUGACACAUGAUGGCCUCCAUGGCAAUUCUUUGUAUUCUCUGUUCUCUAUGGAGUAGGAUGUAGAAUGCCUUCUGUUGAGAGGUCAGCACUCACUGUGUGUUGAUGAACUCACACAAGAGUAGAAAUCUGUCAACAUCUUUUUUU